AUGUCAACCAUCAACAUAAUAACAGGCAGCUGUCUCUGCCAGGAAGUUCGAUACGAGGUGACCGGACCCGCCACAGUGACACUACUUUGUCACUGUAACAACUGCCGCAAAAUGACAGGAUCCACUUACAUGGCAAAUGCGAUCUAUAGAAAAGACCAAUUGCGUAUCAUAUGUGGAGAAGAUGUUCUUAAAGUCUACAGAGACAACAACACGGAAUCAGGAAACACCGUCACCCGUCAAUUCUGCUCCAACUGCAGCUCAUCGUUGUUUGCCAUGAGUGGCUCGGACCCGGCCGAUGCUGACACAGUCGCCAUUACUUCCGGGACGAUGGAUUUGGGGCCUUCGAAGGAAGAGUGGGCACCUCAAGUAGAAGUGUAUUGCAAAAACCGGGAAGGAGUGGAUUGCUCCUGUUGA
Penicillium maclennaniae is the source of this 414-nucleotide messenger RNA. Its product is annotated as GFA family protein. Bases 1 to 414 code for a protein of 137 amino acids. The record is from RefSeq and is a predicted model, not a curated record. The transcript has 2 exons. Lineage: Eukaryota; Fungi; Ascomycota; Eurotiomycetes; Eurotiales; Aspergillaceae. Gene Ontology annotation, molecular function: carbon-sulfur lyase activity.